Molecule: messenger RNA, 1133 nt
Organism: Macroventuria anomochaeta
Lineage: Eukaryota; Fungi; Ascomycota; Dothideomycetes; Pleosporales; Didymellaceae
Exons: 3
Coding region: 1-693 (230 amino acids)
Source: RefSeq, a predicted model, not a curated record
AUGACGAUUGAAGCUGCCCUUGCAGAACUAGACGCAGCAGAUUCAGAUGAAGAUAUUUCAUAUACAAAGUUGGCUAAAAAACAUGGGGUGUGGCGAUCUACGUUGUCACGGAAAGACCAAGGCAUUCAUGCAUCCCGUGCAGAAGAAGGACUCAAUCGGCGUGCCAUGCACCCACGCAAUGAAGCAGAGCUUGUGGAUUACAUCAGAACACUCACAGAGCGACAUCUUAUGCCUACAAGGCAAAUGAUCAAGAAUUUUGCAGUCCCAAUACUUGGUUAUGGGCCUGGUGAUAGCUGGAUUACUGUCACAAAGAUGCUACGAGAUACCGUGACAAUUACACGCUUUCUCAACCGCAACAAAGAUACGCUCAUCACAGCCUGGACCACCCCCAUGGAGAUGGCUCGCCAUAAGGCUGAUUCUGGUGCAAAAUACAGCUUAUACUUUGAGCUUUUGCACCGCAAAAUGGGGGAAUAUCAAGUGGAAGCUGAAAACACAUACAAUAUGGAUGAGAAGGGCUUUGCUAUUGGAGUCACAGGCAGGAGCAAGAGAGUCUUUGAUAAGAAGCUGUACAACAAGAAGCAGUUCAAGCAGAGUCAACACAACAACAACAGCGAGUAUUUGAGCGCUAUACUCAACCCAAAGCUUGGAGAAAGUGGAGGUUACUUAUCAUUGAUGGCCAUGGGAGCCAUGUAACAAAGGACUUUUUGGACUACUGUGAUAGCCACAAGAUCCUAGUCAUGGUAUUUCCUCCACACGCUACACAUACUUUACAGCCAUUGGAUGUAGUUUGUUUCAAGCCUCUGGCUCAAAACUACACAAAGGAGCUUGAUAUCCGAAACCAGAAGACUCAAGGCAAAGCCCCAAUUAAAAAGAGCAACUUCUUCAACCUAUUCUGGAAGGCAUGGACUCAAACUUUCACCAAAACGUUGGUAUUGAAGUCCAUCUCUGCCACAGGUAUAUGGCCACAAAACAGUGACAUUAUACUCCACCGCUUCACAACUCAGAAGCCUACAACUCCAGAACCCCAAGCAAUUCAAAUAAGCAACUCUGGAGAACCUGUAUGGCUUAAAGCCAAGUCAUUGCUUCGCUCAGCUGUGAAAGAUCCACGCUCUAAAGAUGUGAGAGGGGGCCAG